GAAGAAGAGGAAGAAAAGAGGAGGAGCAGAAGGAGGAGGAGCCGAAGGAGGAGGAGCAGAAGGAGGAGGAGAGGACCAUCCAGCCAGCUGCGUCCCUCAGCAGUAUGAGUGUGGAUGAAGACUCCCGGUGGCUCGACUGGGUCACCAAACAGUUUGAGAGCAUCGCCGGGGACGACAAGGAGAUCGACCUCCUCGAAUUCAAGACGGCCCUGAAGGUCAAAGAGUCGUUCUUCGCUGAGCGUUUCUUUGCCCUCUUCGACUCCGACGGCAGCAGCUCCAUCAGCCUGGACGAGCUGCUCCGAGCUCUGGACCUCCUGAUCCACGGCAGCCAGACGGACAAACUCCGGUUCCUCUUCCAGGUCUACGACGUAGACGGCAGCGGCUCCAUCGAUCCAGACGAGCUCAGGACGGUUCUGAAGUCGUGUCUGCGUGAGAGCGCCAUCUCUCUGCCGGAGGAGAAGCUGGACGACUUGACGCUAGCGCUGUUCGAGUCGGCCGACAAGGACAACAGCGGCUCCAUCACCUUCGAGGAGCUCAAGGAGGAGCUGGAGAACUUCCCCGAGGUGAUGGAGAACCUCACCAUCAGCGCUGCAAACUGGCUGAAGCCCCCAGAGGAGGAGCAGAGGAGGCGCAGGGCUCCUCGUUACCUGACGAGAGCGUACUGGCUGAACAACAGCAGGAAGCUCUUCUUCUUGUGUCUCUACUCCUUCAUCAAUCUGCUUCUCUUCUUCACGGCCUUGAUGCAGCACAGAGAGGGAGGGGGCUGGUUCAUGCUGGCCAAGGGCUGUGGACAAUGUCUCAACUUCAACUGCACCUUCAUCAUGGUGCUGAUGCUGCGUCGCUUCCUCACCUGGCUAAGAGCCACCUGGGUGGUGAAGGUCUUACCUCUGGACCAGAACAUCCUGCUGCACCAGAUCGUGGGCUACGCCAUCCUCUGCUUCACUCUGGUCCACACCACCGCCCACAUCUUCAACUUUGCCCGGCUCAGUCGGGCGGGUCGCUAUCGGCUGUGGGAGUAUCUGCUGACCACCAGACCCGGCAUCGGCUGGGUCAGAGGAACCGCCUCCCUGACCGGACUCCUCCUGCAGCUGGUUAUCGGCCUCAUGGUGCUCUGCUCCAGCACCUUCGUACGGCGGAGCGGCCAUUUUGAGGUGUUUUAUUGGUCUCACCUGUCCUACGUGUGGGUCUGGUCUCUGCUGAUGGUCCACUGCGCCAACUUCUGGAAGUGGUUUGUGGUUCCUGGUCUGAUCUUCCUGCUGGAGAAGACCGUAGGACUGGCUGUGUCCCGUAUGGGGGGGCUUUACAUCGUGGAGGUAAACCUGCUGCCCUCCAAGGUGACUCACCUGGUUAUCAGACGUCCUCAGUUCUUCCAGUUCAAACCUGGAGAUUACGUUUACAUCAAUAUCCCGACUAUCGCUAAGUACGAGUGGCACCCGUUCACCAUCAGCAGCGCUCCGGAGCAGUCAGAGAGCCUGUGGCUUCACAUCCGCUCGAUGGGUCAGUGGACAAACCGUCUGUACGAGUACUUCAGGACCCCAGAGAACCAGAACCAGGACCAGGUCAGAACCAAGAGACUGACAGCCAGCCUGAGGACCCGGAGACAGAUGCUGAAGAACCAGGACGAGUUUUUCAGCUUCACUAGCUGUGAGGGAGCCGUGGCGUCUAAUGAGGACGACGCAGUGGAGCUCAUGAUGUACCGUCACAACGGGUCCCGGUCCGACGGGGUCCAGGUCCCAGUCCGGAUCCCAGCCCCCCCAAAGUCUGGAUCUCAGGGCCCGACGGAGCCUCCAGCAGAUGGUCCGGAGCCGGCAGAGAGAGGAGAAGCUCCUCCACCCAAAGAGGUUUUAGCCAAGUUUGGGGAAAAUCACAGAUUGUGUAACAUCAAAUGCUACGUGGACGGUCCCUAUGGGACCCCCACCAGACAGAUCUUCGCCUCGGAGCAUGCGGUACUGAUCGGCGCCGGUAUCGGCAUCACGCCAUUCGCCUCCAUCCUGCAGAGCAUCAUGUACCGGUAUCGCAUGAGGAAGCAGAACUGUCCCAGCUGCAGCUACUCCUGGUGUGAGAACAUAAAGGACAGUGAGAUGAAGCUCCGUAAGGUGGACUUCAUCUGGAUCAACAGGGACCAGAAGUCCUUUGAGUGGUUUGUUAGUUUACUGACUAAGCUGGAGAUGGACCAGGCUGACGAGGAGCCGGAAGGCCGCUUCCUUGAGAUGCACAUGUACAUGACGUCAGCGCUCAGUAAGAACGACAUGAAGGCCAUCGGCCUGCAGAUGGCGCUGGAUCUGCUGGCCAAGAAGGAGGAGAGGGACUCCAUCACGGGGCUCCGGACCAGAACCCAACCGGGACGUCCCGAGUGGGGCAAGGUGUUCCAGAAGGUGUCUCAAGAGAACAAAGGGAAGGUCCAUGUGUUCUACUGCGGCUCCACGGCUCUGGCUAAAGUCAUCAAGGCCGAGUGUGAACAUUUCAACUUCAACUUCUACAAGGAGAACUUCUGACUGUGUGUGCGUCUCCAUGACAACAUUCUGCCUCUCGUUUCCCACCUGGUAUUGGACAGUAGAAGAAGAGCUCUGUUUACAUAAAUACCUCUAUUUGUGUGUGUCUGAGUAUAGAGAUGACAUCAUUGCUCUGAUCUUGAGUCAGCUGAUGUUUAUUAAAUGUUUGUUCAAUUUU
Molecule: messenger RNA, 2670 nt
Organism: Pungitius pungitius (ninespine stickleback)
Lineage: Eukaryota; Metazoa; Chordata; Actinopteri; Perciformes; Gasterosteidae
Gene: nox5
Product: NADPH oxidase, EF-hand calcium binding domain 5
Exons: 17
Coding region: 105-2495 (796 amino acids)
Biological process (GO): superoxide anion generation; defense response
Cellular component (GO): plasma membrane; NADPH oxidase complex
Molecular function (GO): calcium ion binding; superoxide-generating NAD(P)H oxidase activity
Source: RefSeq, a predicted model, not a curated record